CCGCUAUUGUCUUCAUCAUGAUACAAGUAUACCCAUUGACUAUCAUCGGGGUCCUUUUGCUCCUAGGUGGAUGGUAUUCCAUUACCACCAUCACUACCUGCUCCAAGCUAGCUCGACUGAGGGGCUGUCAGCCGCCCAAAAGUUAUCCCCAUAGGGAGAGAUUGCUGGGUUCUGACUAUCUGCGUGACUCGAUACUGGCAAGAAAGAGCCAAUGCUACCUGAGACGCGAGCAACAGCUACACCAAGAAAUUGGAAACACCUAUCGAUCCCUCUUUCUAGGACAGUGGGUUUUGAACACAAUCGAGCCUGACAAUGUGCGAGCCAUCUUUUCCACAAACUUCACAGACUUUGAUACCGGAUCACGACGCCAUAGGGCCUUUGCACCAUUGCUGGGAAAUAGCAUCUUCCAAAUCGAUGGGGUGCAGUGGCGGUCGAGACGUUCCCUCCUGCAUAAAUGCUUUACUCAAGCUCGCAUUGGUGACCUUGAGCUUUUCGAGCCUCAUGUUCAGACUCUACUCGCUGUUAUCCCCACCCCCGGGGAAGCCUUUGACUUAGCUCCGUUGUUCCAUCGUUUUGCGGCCGAUGUCGCUACAGACUUUCUGUUCGGGGAGUCACUUACAUCGCUCGAACAUCCAGAUAGGCUCCAGUCAGGCUUGCUAGAAGCAUUUUACGAGGCAGCAGCAGGAUGCGAGUUUCGAUGGUUGCUAGGACGCUUUGCCUUCCUCUGGCCACAGCGAGCAUUUAUGAUGCAUGUUCGUACAGUGCAUUCAUUCAUCCAACCAUAUGUCGACAAAGCAAUCAGGGUAAAUCAUGAAGACUUGGGAAAGGAUGAGAACGAGAAGCAUCGAUCAAAUUUUCUGAAUCAGCUCAGUCAAAUACCACAGAAUGGACGAUCGCUCCGGGACGAAAUCACAACCCUGUACUUUGCCGGUGCAGACACCGUUGCAGCCCUCUUGAUCAACUUAUUCUUCAUUCUUUCAAAGCGUCCUGAUGUAUGGGAGCGUGUGCGCUCAGAGAUACAGCACUUACGCGACCAGCCACCUACGCUGCAACAAUUGAAAGGUCUCAAAUAUGUGAAUGGCUGUGUGUUCGAGAGCCUUCGCAUUCAUCCGCCACAAGCUUCCAAUUCUCGAAUUGCUAACCGAGACACGGUUCUUCCCACUGGCGGAGGGGCCGACGGCAGCUCGCCAAUCUUCGUAUCGAAGGGUACAAUGGUGCACAUCGCGACGUACGCCAUGCACCGCCGUCACGAUCUCUGGGGUGACGACGCAGAAGAAUUUGACCCCGACCGCUGGCUCGACCAGAAGCAGAAUUGGAAGUUCAUCCCCUUCCUGGGCGGACCGAGGAAUUGCAUUGGCAGU
Molecule: messenger RNA, 1361 nt
Organism: Aspergillus aculeatus ATCC 16872
Lineage: Eukaryota; Fungi; Ascomycota; Eurotiomycetes; Eurotiales; Aspergillaceae
Product: cytochrome P450
Exons: 3
Molecular function (GO): iron ion binding; oxidoreductase activity, acting on paired donors, with incorporation or reduction of molecular oxygen, reduced flavin or flavoprotein as one donor, and incorporation of one atom of oxygen; heme binding
Source: RefSeq, a predicted model, not a curated record